This is a messenger RNA of Phyllostomus hastatus (greater spear-nosed bat), 1704 nucleotides long. RefSeq names its product regulatory factor X8 (gene RFX8). The record is from RefSeq and is a predicted model, not a curated record. Lineage: Eukaryota; Metazoa; Chordata; Mammalia; Chiroptera; Phyllostomidae. Gene Ontology annotation, biological process: regulation of transcription by RNA polymerase II. Gene Ontology annotation, molecular function: DNA-binding transcription factor activity, RNA polymerase II-specific; RNA polymerase II cis-regulatory region sequence-specific DNA binding.
CAUAGUGAAAUCAUCCAGUGGCUGGUGGACAAUUUCUGCAUUUGUGAAGGGUAUAGUGUGCCUCAUUGCUUCAUGUAUGAGAUCUACAUGGACACCUGUGAGCAAAAUGUCCAGAACCAAGUCAACCUAGCCACAUUUGGGAAGGGAAGGUAUCAUUAUGAUGGAAUCAAGAAAAGUUCUUUCUUUUAUGCCCAAUAUUGCUACCUUCUGAAUAAAAAAGGCAUUCACAGUGGAGAUAUCAUUGCCUGAAAAUCUACUAAUUAUGACAGCAUAUCCAACAAAGUCAGUAAGAUUGCGUUUGAAUUCAGAAGAUGUUUAUUCUGGGAGCAAGAACUGGCAAAGAAGUACUCCCAUAAAAUGAUGUCUUUUCUUGCUGAUGAAUACUGCAACUCUUGCCAAGACAUUUUACAGAACAUGAGGAACCAAGAAUUUGAAAGGGUGGAGGACUUGCUUACUUCCUUCUGGAAAUCUCUGCAGCAAGAUACUGUCAUGCUUAUGUCAUUGCCUGAGGUGUGCCAGCUCUUUAAAUGCUAUAAUGUGCAGAUGUACAAGGGACAUCGAAGAUGUCUUCCUACAACAGAUGAUUUUCUGGAAGAUGUUUCUAUUCAGUACCUGAAAUCUGUCUGGUUAUUUAGUGAGAAACUUAAGCUAUUGCUACUUAAUGCUUUGGGUGGUUUUCCAGCCCUCUUACAGAUCUCCAAACUCAAAGAAGUUACUGUGUUUGUCAAAAGACUAAGAAGAAAGAUUUCCAACAUGGCAAAGACUAUGAGAAUGGUAUUGAGAAAUAACAGAGUCAGCCUUCUGAAGUCAAAUCUGAAAGGUAUCAUGAAUGUUUCUACAGAAGCCCUGCCAAGGAACCUGAACAGCACAGGUGACCCAGAGAGCUGGGAAAUGAAAUGUUUAAGCAGUUUAAUUUCUUUUCUAGGGACAUCGACAGACCUCAAUGUAUUCCUCAAUUGUCUGUCUUCAAAUCUCCAAACAGUCAUCUUCUAGCCAAGCAGAAGCAAAGAGGAGUUCCUCAAGUUGGCUGCCAGCUUCCAGCUAAUAUGGAAUUUCCUUCCCACCACCAUGAGCAAAGACAUGACUGCAAUAGACACACAGUUUUGUCACCUUGCUGGGGUUCUCUGGAUAUGGAAUGUCAGCCACAUGGGUGAUGGACUCUGCCUAGAACCCCUCAGAAUCAGCUAUAGGAGUGAGGGUCUAGUACACAGGUCCUGGCAUCUGCUUCAUUUACUGCUUUUGGAAUAUGUGAUUCAUAUACUGCAGUCACACAUAGAAGAGGAGGAGGAUAAAGAAAAUGUGGGAAAUAUCAUGGAGAUGCUACCAGAUGACAGUCUGCUGUCCAGCCCAGACCAGUCACCUUGCCACCCUCCAGAGCCUUCAUCAUCUCAGGAGUGUGAAAGCCCAAGUGUGGACCCAGCCUGGGUGAUGCUGAAACCCCUGAGCCAGAACCAGUGUCCUGUGGUUGUGGGAAGCUUGGUCUUCAGGGUCCUGGGUCCCCUGGUGGACACUGCCACAGGCAAUAAGCUCAUCCAGGUAUUGUUAGAAUACAAGAAUACCAAAAGCACUAUCAACUUCUGCCUCUCAGUGGGACAAGAAGCCCUCAUGACACUAAAAGAUAGACAAAAAUUUUUUGACUUAAAUACCAGAUAUACCCAAAUUUCUGAAAAUAUUCAUUUCAUAGAAAGCAGUGCUAAUAAUUAA